Messenger RNA from Aplysia californica (California sea hare), 2362 nucleotides. RefSeq names its product pappalysin-1-like. Bases 111 to 2333 code for a protein of 740 amino acids. The transcript has 14 exons. The record is from RefSeq and is a predicted model, not a curated record. Lineage: Eukaryota; Metazoa; Mollusca; Gastropoda; Aplysiida; Aplysiidae.
UGUUAUCACCAGUUGUAUUUACUUCUCAGGUUAUUCUACGAGUCAGCCACUCUGAAACAGCUGUAGACGCCAUUCAAGUGGACUCGUUGCCUGGCAACAGAAGGUGUGCCAUGUGUCAGCCAAUCAGAUACCGGCUACAUCGCGUGCCAGCUUUCAGAAAAGGACGGGUUGUGAGAACAAAUAUAACCACGUACACAGACAGGGACAUGGAGAAGGGUAUGUCUUACAGCUACUGGCUGGAAGCAGUGGCCGACAGAAAAAUCAGCCAAGCAUCUCCCACCUUACAUUACACAUUUGGUCAGCCAUUUUGUGGCAAUGGGCAGAUUGACAGAGAACUAGGAGAACUGUGCGAUGACGGUAAUCUGCGGGGAGGAGAUGGGUGUGACCCCAAGUGCAAGACGGAGGAACUCUUCAAGUGCAAAGGUGAGCCAAGUCUGUGCUAUGUCUUCUAUGGGGACGGACUGUGUGAGGACUUUGAGAAAGAGAGCAAUGUCAUCGACUGUGGCUACCACACGCCCAAAGGCUUCGUCGACCAAUGGGCGCACGAGGCUGAGGCUAACCCCGCCUUCCAGCUGCCGGAAUGCCCAGCGAGAGCUGCCGUUGGUCAGCCUGCACCAGAGGAUAAUUGUCUUUCAGUAAGAGAUCCCCGGAGAGCUUGGUACCCUUGUGGACACUCCAAUCAACCAGAGAUCUACUGGCUGGAGGUCUACAUUCCACGUCCUGUGAUAGUGACGGAAGUCAUCUUACACCUCGGUUCUGAUGGGCGGAAUCAAACAGAUAUGGCACCGAAAAACAUGAGUGUUGACCUCAUUUUGACCGAUGGCACUUCCUUCCGGCUGACCCCAAGGGACAUUACUCUUGAAUGCAAGCCAGAUGGAUUCUCUUUCCCUGUGAAACACGAUCUCUCAACACCGUUUUUCAAAUCAAAAGGUGUUCGCCUUCAGUUUACCUCCUUCAAUAUCAGCAUCGCAGGAGUGCGGUUGAGGUCAUCGAAGUCCCUUGACCCUAUAACAUUGACCUCUUGUGGAGAAGGUCACCUGUACAGUCCCAGAUCAGCUGUGUGUGUGCCCGCCCAGUGUACCAACUUGACCUGUGGUCACUACUCGGCCCCUCACGCGCAUGUGAAAUGCACAGGCUUUACAGACGGCCAUGUCUGUUCUCUUGUCUGUCACGACGGCUACUCGUUCAUGUGGCCUUCAGCCAUGGAGGUGACGUGUGUCAGAGGUCAAUGGAUGACGUCACAGGACAACAUCUGUGUCCCUGUACCCUGUGGCCGUUUGUCGCUGGCCUACGCCAAGGUCACGUGCAACACGUCACAGCCAGUGUUUGGAGACAUUUGUACCUUUAGAUGUCGGCACCCCGCCAAACUGCAGGGUGUAGACAACAAGGUGAGAUGCGAAUCAGAUGGCUUGUGGUCAAGUCCCGACUCAAAAUGCGUGGUGCGCUGCGACCCACCUCUACGUAUGCCUGGGGCUCGACUGCUGACCAGGUCGUGUCGCAAAGGGCAGCAACUCGUGGAUACUCAGUGCCGAAUUCGGUGCCGGAAGGGCUACCGAGUGGAGGGAGCUUCGGCGAAAAGACGGCGCCUGAGCGCUGUCACCUGCUCCUCCUCCUCCCGGUGGUCUGGGAGGGGCUGUGUGGCCGUGACCUGCCCUCACCUUGACCCCAUUUAUAAGGGACUAGUCACGUGCUCCAAGGGUCGCCAGGUGUACAGCACGUGCAGACUCCGAUGUCCUGGCGAGACGAGAACACAAUCUGUCACAUGCAAGCCCAGCGGCAAGUGGUCAUCUCGUUUGACCCCCUGCACGUCAUUCCGCUCCACACGCUGCCCUAAGCUCAAGUCGCGCGUGGUGGAAGCGAGCCUGACCGUGCGUUGUAGAGGUUAUGUUGUUGGCACGAAAUGUCCCUGUCACUGUCCCACACCGGAUGAGGAGGCUGUCAUCUUCAAGAAGAAAGCAAACGUACGAAGUAUGAGCACUGACACUUCCGGUGCAUCUCGCGAUGUCGUCAUCAACCAUGUGACAUGCACGGGAGCCGGUCAUUGGUUCCCCAAUCCUGUAGACCUCAAGUGUGUGCAAAGCUGCAAUCGCAACACAGUGUCCGACGGUUGGUGCGACGCCAGAAACAACCGGAGACGCUGUCAGUACGACGGGGGAGACUGUUGCCAGUCCACACUGGGAGGCCCGGUUCAGGCGCCAAACUCUUGCGUGAACGCCUGCAGCUGUAAAGAUCCCAGGGCGAAAGAAAACCGCGGGAAAAUACGCGAUGUGACCGGUGGUGGUAGUGCGAGAUCGGUUGAUGAAGGAGAGGGAUGGGGAUAUGGGAGACAGUAAGAGGGUGAUAGAUAGUGAGUUAGAGAGAG